Messenger RNA from Thlaspi arvense, 5414 nucleotides. Lineage: Eukaryota; Viridiplantae; Streptophyta; Magnoliopsida; Brassicales; Brassicaceae. The record is from the annotation of a GenBank genome assembly.
GGGUCAAGGACCUUAUUUAAAACCAACCGUGAUAAUCAGAUCGGAGUCAUCGGUCCGAUAUAUUGGAUCCGUGCUCCAUUGACGAACAUCACUCUUUCCUAACUAAGUCCAACCAUUAAGCUCCGUCACCGGAGCUUCACAUCGGGAAAAUGGCGGCCAGUACGAAGAUUCUUCAUUCUCUGAUCGUCUUCCUCAUAGCGAUUUCUACAGUCUACGGUGUUUCCGCGGAUUCGAUAAAAGGCUGCGGUGGUUUUGUCGAGAUUCAGUUUAGUUGGGACUGCUUGGUACUUUUAUCUGAGAUUCUGCAUUUCGGGGGGAUGGCGAGUUCGUCUUUGGUCAGGACUCGGAAAGGAGCCGAUGGGAAACUGGAUUAUUCGCACAUCACGGUGGAGCUUCAAACAGUAGAUGGAUUGGUGAAGGACAGUACACAGUGUGCCCCAAAUGGUUACUAUUUCAUCCCAGUGUAUGACAAGGGCUCAUUCAUUCUCAAGAUAAAUGGACCUGAAGGAUGGUCAUGGAACCCAGAUAAGGUCCCUGUUGUCGUUGACGACUCUAGUUGCAACAACAAUGAGGAUAUUAACUUCCGCUUCACUGGUUUUACAUUAUCCGGUAAAGUCCUUGGAGCUGUUGGUGGGGAGAGUUGUAUGGUUAAGAAUGGAGGUCCAGCUGAUGUCAAUGUUGAAUUAUUGUCUUCUGAUGGAGAUCCCAUUGCUUCUGUUCUCACAUCGUCAGAUGGGAGCUACUUAUUCAAGAAUAUUAUUCCAGGAAAAUACAAUAUCCGUGCUUCCCAUCCAGAGCUGCAAGUUGAAGUUCGCGGUUCAACAGAGGUGGAACUUGGAUUUGCAAAUGGCGCUGUGGAUGGCAUAUUCUCUGUCCUUGGUUAUGAUCUCAAGGGGUCUGUUGUUGCUCAGGGAAAUCCAAUCCUGGGCGUUCAUAUAUAUUUGCACUCGGAUGAUGUUUCCAUGGUGGAUUGCCCCCAAGGAUUUGGUGACGCUUCGGGAGAAAGGAAGCCUCUCUGCCAUGCUGUAUCUGAUGCGGACGGAAUAUUCAGUUUCAAGUCCAUUCCAUGUGGAAAGUACGAACUGAUACCGCAUUAUAAGGGCGAGAACACGGUCUUUGAUGUUUCACCUCCUGUGAUGCCUGUUUCUGUAGAGCAUCAACAUGUCACUGUUCCCAACAAGUUUCAGGUAACAGGAUUCUCCAUCGGGGGUCGUAUAGUUGACGGUAAUUCCAAGGGAGUGGAGGGCGUUAAAAUAUUAGUAGAUGGUAGUCUAAGAUCUGUCACGGACAAGGAAGGUUAUUACAAGCUUGACCAGGUUACAUCAAAUCGAUAUACGAUAGAUGCAGUCAAGGAGCAUUUCAAGUUCGACAAACUGAAAAAGUUCAUGGUUUUACCAAAUAUGGCUUCACUUCCAGAUAUCAGUGCUGUAUCCUAUGAUAUCUGUGGUGUGGUGCGGAUAUUUGGUUCUGGUCACAAGGCAAAGGUAGCUUUGACUCAUGGACCCACAGAUGUCAAACCGCAAAUGAAGCAUACAGAUGAGAGUGGAACGUUCUGCUUUGAGGUUACACCAGGCGAAUAUAGGCUGUCUGCUUUGGCUGCUACACCAAAGAGUGCUUCCGAGCUUCUGUUUUUGCCAGCUUAUGUGGAUGUUGCCGUCAAAAGUCCAUUAUUGAACAUAGAAUUUUCUCAGGCCCGAGUCAAUGUGCAUGGUUCUGUUACUUGCAAGGAGAAAUGUGGUCCGUCUGUCUCAGUGGCGCUUGUGGGCGUGGCUGGCGAUCGUGACAAGAAGACAGUUGUUUUAACUGAUGAGAGCAGUCAAUUUCACUUUGCAGACAUAUUGCCUGGAAAGUACAGAGUUGAGGUCAAAAGCAUAUCACCGGAAGUCGCAUCUGAGGAAGACAGUUGGUGCUGGGACCGUAGCUCCAUUAAUGUGAAUGUCGGAACUGAGGAUAUUGAAGGGAUCGAAUUUGUCCAGAAAGGUUACUGGAUUAAUAUUAUCUCCACCCAUGAGGUGGAUGCUAAAAUCGUUCAUCCUAAUGGAUCACCUACUAAUUUGAAAGUCAAGAAAGGUUUGCAGAAAAUAUGCGUUGAGUCACCUGGAGGGCAUGAGCUUCAGCUUUCUGACUCCUGCAUAUCCUUUGGGAGCAAUUCAAUAAAGAUAGAUGAAGGAAGAGUUAUCAACAGUAUCUCCGCCAAACUUGCAUCUGAUGGGCGUGGCGUUUAUGAGUACUAUACCUGGGCAAAUCUUGGAGAAAAGAUUAGCUUUGUUCCUCGGGAUUCUAGGGGUAAUGUGGAGAAAAAGAUGUUGUUUUAUCCGAAAGAGCUUCAUGCGGUAGUGUCAAAUGAUGGAUGCCAAGCUUCAGUUUCCCAAUUUACUGGUCGACUUGGUCUUUACAUACAAGGAUCGGUCUCUCCUCCUCUUCCCGGUGUUAACAUCAAGGUCUCUGCUGCAAAAGACAGCCUUAUUUCUUCACUAAAGAAAGGUGAAGUAGCUGUUGAAACAAGUACAUCACCAGAUGGUUCAUUUGUUGCUGGGCCUUUGUAUGAUGAUAUACCAUAUGACACCGAAGCUUCAAAGCCUGGCUAUCAUAUUAAAAGACUAGGACCAUACUCUUUCUCCUGCCAGAAGCUGGGUCAGAUCUCUGUGCGUGUUUCCUCAAAGGACAAUGCCGACACAUCAGUCCCUCCGCUGUUGUUAUCCUUAAGUGGCGAUCAUGGUUACAGAAAUAAUUCUAUAUCUGGCGCUGGUGGACUCUUUGUGUUUGAUAGCUUAUUCCCUGGAAAUUUCUACUUGCGUCCCCUUCUUAAGGAAUAUUCUUUCAAACCUUCAACACUGGCGAUAGAAUUGGGUUCUGGGGAGUCCAGUGAAGCUGUCUUUGAGGCUACUCGUGUUGCCUACAGUGCAAUGGGCAGAGUCGCUCUCUUAUCUGGCCAGCCACAAGAAGGCGUUCCAGUUGAAGCUCGCUCUGACUCCAAAGGAUACUAUGAGGAGACUACAAGUGAUAUUAAUGGAAAUUAUCGUCUAAGAGGGUUACAUCCAGAUACAACAUAUGUAAUCAAAGUAUCGAAAAAGAAUGGUUCAGGCAACAACAAAAUCGAACGUGCAUCUCCAGAGUCGGUUUCUCUUCAGAUUGGUUAUGAAGAUAUCAACGGGCUCGACUUUUUGGUCUUUGAACAACCAGAGACGACCAUAUUAACAUGCCACGUGGAAGGAAAACCCAACGAAGAACUGAACUCGAAUCUGCUUGUGGAGAUCAAAUCAGCCACUGAUGAAUCAAAAACAGAGAAUGUCUUUCCACUCCCACUUUCCAACUUCUUCCAAGUAAAAGGCUUAUCAAGAGGUAAACACCUUGUGCAGCUUAGAUCCAGUCGUCCUUCAAGCUCCCAUAAAGUAGUAUCAGAGAUCAUUGAAGUGGAUUUGGAGACGAAUGCCCAAACCCAUGUCGGUCCACUUCGAUACAGCAUCGUGGCAGAUCACCAGAGUCAGGAAGUAACACCUGCAGCUAUAUUGCCGCUGGUUAUUGGCGUUUCGGCAAUUGCUCUGUUCAUCAGCAUCCCGAGGCUGAAAGACAUCUACCAAGCCACGGUUGGGAUUUCGUCUGCCUCUGCCAAGAGAGAACCUCGAAAGGCUGUUGCUCGAAAGAAGACGUUCUGAAGCAUUAUUCAUUCUUCGGUUGUUUCUUUCUUCUUCUUGUUUUGUUUUCGUUUUUGUUAUAUAUAUAUAUCGGUAGAGUGAAUUAUUCAGUUCAAAACUUUCCAAACUCAGAAACUCUCUCUCUAAUCCCCACAUUUCAUAUCCUAGACUCCAGAGUAACACUCUAGUUUAGUCCCCUUUUUUUGUUCUUAUUUACCAUUUUCAUUUUUGUUACCGUGUGAUUUACGUUAGAAUCUUUUGCUCUGUUAUAUCAGUUUUGACAAUUACUUUAUAAGAUUUAUUUUUCAGUGGAUAUAACCCUGUAAUAAAAUUGGACUACGUCUGAAAGAAAAGAAAGUUACAGUUCUAAAUGAAAGGGACAGAUCCAAAACGCGGUUAACUGCGAAACCAGUCAAAAUCACAUUUCUUCCUUCUCUUUCAAGUCAAGGAUUGUUUAAAACAGUAGAGUGAAGCAAUAUGUCACACAAGAUUCGUCCAGAACACAACAUAGCAAAAUGUCACACAAGAUUCGUCCAGAACACAACAUAUAGAUCUCUUCCAACAGGGGAGUAACUAGAGUAAUAAGAUAAAGCAUCAGCGUCUGUCCCUCUCAUAAUCACUAGCCUCAGAAUCAGUAGAUGAAAAAUACUCGCUGCUAAGCUCUUUUUCACCAAUAAGCUCCUCUUUGUUCUCUUCCUCCUCUUCGUCAAUAGUCUCUUCUUCCUCCAUAGGGCCUCCUGCGACAGAUAGGUCCGACCAAAGCCAUAUUGAUCGGACAGAACCAGGUAGCGUCUUUGAUACGCGUGGCACGUUUUCAACCUGUGGGUGUGCUAAAAGAAUGUUGAAAUUUCCUCUCCUUUUCAAAAAAUCAAAAGCAUGGAGGAACUCCGGGCGUCUUGAGGUGUCAUUCAUGAUUAGCAUCAGAUUUAUUGCUUGACGAUUGCCAGCUGUCUUGUACAUAAAGUCUACCAAAAUCUUCUUGCGUCUGUCGACCUCAGUAGCUCCGUGUCUCAUCCCGAUAUUGGUUUCGCACAUGGCAUCCAUCAUCUCAAAUACAUUACAAUAAGCAGCGAUAUUGCGUGUCGUCACAUUACUGUAACGCAUAUUAUGAAGCGCCCGUGCAAUGUUCCCAACAACUUUACCAGCAUCGUCAUUGUCAGGGAACGGGCAUGCUUGGAUGUCCCAGAAGAUGAACGUCUCCGCCGCUGGGGAAGUUGGUAUACGGCCAAUCGAAAAUGGCAGGUGGUGGGGGAGUGAUAGCAUCAGAAGGACCGAAUGGUAAGGCUUUGACAGGUUCUCCUCCAGCUGAUAGGGUGUCCCAACGCCAUGCUGUAGAUACGUAAUAAUAGCUCGACCUUGGUAAGUCUUGAGGAUGUGCUACAAUACAAUUGUAAUGUUUCUUUUCAGGUAUUCAAAAGCGUUUAUGAACUGGUCAUCCGGCGCGGACAUGAUGUCUUCCAUGAUUAGCAUAAGAGUGACUGGUAGACGAUAGUCAACUGCCUCGCAGAGCAUGUGCGUUAAAAGCAUCUGACGUCUGGCUUCUUUGUCUCCUGCGAUUGCACUCUUAGCGAAAUAGACACCCAAGGGUUUGACGGAAUGAUCACCAGAACUCGACAUCUUAGGUUGGUCAGGAAAAAAACAAACAAGAAUAAUUUUAGGGUUCCAUCUCUGUGGCUGCGGAUGAGAGACUCUCCCAAAUGAAAGAUUGGUUUUUAUAGCUGCAUUGGUUUUAGUAUGAUAAAGAAAAGAAAAGUUAUAUUAAUUGUGGGUACACAGUGU